AUGGGGCACAUUUUUCUGAUUUUUUUUCCAGGAACGAAAGCCUUCAUGUGGGUUGCUGGGAGCUCCCCUCUCUCCAACAAAGUCUUUGCUCUGAAGAAGUUGGGCUUUCAGUGUAAACUUAGGGCAGCAUCUCACACAGUACUCAGGUUGAGAUACCACUUCCAAAGCAUAGGUGGCAUGCCAGUUUUGAAGGGCACCUGUGCACAUUAUUUUCAGCUGGGUGGCUUUAAUAUUGGGGCUAAUGUGAAAUUGCUCCCCAUUUCUUUUGUGAACAUUUUCAACAGUGUCUUCAAAAUAUCUCCCUUUUCGGCAGUUCUUUUUUUACAUAUCUUGGAAGAAGAAGAAAGACAUUUUUCAAGUGCCCCGAGUUGCAUUAUCAAGCAGCCCGAUCAGAUUGUGGCUGGUGACACUAUGACAUCAGGCCUAGUCUAG
Podarcis lilfordi (Lilford's wall lizard) is the source of this 432-nucleotide messenger RNA. The record is from the annotation of a GenBank genome assembly. Lineage: Eukaryota; Metazoa; Chordata; Lepidosauria; Squamata; Lacertidae.